This is a messenger RNA of Musa acuminata AAA Group (dessert banana), 1380 nucleotides long. Its product is annotated as very-long-chain aldehyde decarbonylase GL1-10. The coding region runs from base 180 to 1091 and encodes 303 amino acids. The record is from RefSeq and is a predicted model, not a curated record. Gene Ontology annotation, biological process: sterol biosynthetic process. Gene Ontology annotation, cellular component: endoplasmic reticulum membrane. Gene Ontology annotation, molecular function: iron ion binding; C-4 methylsterol oxidase activity. NCBI's taxonomy places the organism in Eukaryota, Viridiplantae, Streptophyta, Magnoliopsida, Zingiberales, Musaceae. The transcript is spliced from 5 exons.
AUUCGACCUCCGCUUGCCUUCGCCACCACAAAUACCGCCCGCUUCUAUAGGUUUAGCAGGAGGAGGCUCCAAGGGCGAGAGGUUUCUGAGGGCCACAAAGAUACUUCCGGGGAGCCCGGAGCUCCUUUAGCACAUCUCCCUCUCGCCUCCUCUUCCUAACGUCCUUCGCUGCGCCGGAGAUGCUGCCGUACGCGACAUUGGAGGAGGCGGAGGCGGCGCUGGGGCGGAGCCUUACCGCUGCGGAGACCCUAUGGUUCCGCUACUCCGCCCGGAUGCCCGACUACCUCGUCUACUACCACAACAUCAUCUUCCUGUUCGUCAUCUUCAGCCUCGCCCCCCUCCCGCUCGCAUUGAUCGAGCUCCGCCUCCCCGCCGCCGUCUCCCCCUUCAAGCUCCAGCCCAAGGUCCGCCACUCGGCGGCCUCCUUCUUCCGGUGUUAUAAGGAUGUCAUGCGCGUCUUCAUCUUCGUCGUCGGGCCGCUCCAACUCACCUCCUACCCCACCGUUAAGUUCGUGGGAAUACGGACCGGGUUGCCCCUGCCUUCAUUGUGGGAAGCAGCCGCGCAGCUGGCGGUGUACUUCUUGGUGGAGGACUACGGAAACUACUGGAUCCACCGGCUGAUGCACGGCAAGUGGGGGUACGAGAAGAUCCACCACAUCCACCACGAGUUCACAGCGCCCAUAGGCUUCGCUGCCCCCUACGCUCACUGGGCAGAGGUGCUCCUCCUCGGGAUCCCGUCCUUCGUUGGACCAGCUAUCGCUCCCUGCCACAUGAUCAUCUUCUGGCUCUGGAUCGCCCUCCGCCAGCUUGAGGCCAUCGAAACCCACAGCGGAUUUGACUUCCCUUUUACUCCUACAAAAUUCAUUCCCUUCUACGGUGGAGCGGAGUACCAUGAUUAUCAUCACUAUGUAGGAGGGCAGAGCCAAAGUAACUUUGCUUCUGUGUUUACCUACUGUGAUUACUUAUACGGAACUGAUAAGGGGUACAGGUACCACAAGGCAUGCUUAGCAAAGCUGAAGGAAGAGCAGUGGAGAAACGGUGACCGAAACGGGGAAGUUAAUGGUUUCAGCUAUAAUAAGAAGUCGGAGUAGCCAUUGAUAUCGUUCAUCGUCCGUAAUAUCUAGGUGUUUAUUAAGAUAAAUGGGGCUUUUCUAGUUCCUAUUAUUUCUGUCCACCUAUCAUCAGAUUGAAAAUCUUUUCAUAAGAAAUGGUUUUGAGACAGAGAUGCUGUUUUUGAAUGGGUAAACAAUUUGCUAGGUCAUGUUUGGUGCAGUGACCAGCUAAAAUUGGAUCUUGUUUGCAUUUAGUGUUCCCUGAGCAUACUUAUGUCUUGUGAGAAACCUUCCUCUGCUAUGGAUAAUAAUAGUCUUCUUUCAAGUU